Messenger RNA from Durusdinium trenchii, 1278 nucleotides. NCBI's taxonomy places the organism in Eukaryota, Dinophyceae, Suessiales, Symbiodiniaceae. The record is from the annotation of a GenBank genome assembly.
AUGGCUCCGAUCCUCUGUGCUCGUCCAGAGAUGGCUGAGGAGAGCUUGAAACACUUCUGUGGCUUUGGUGUGCGAAGCACACGCUUGCGUGGACGUAACCUGCGCAAAGGCAGCAGGCUCCUUUUGCCACGAUGUGAGCUCGAGCUAAAGCUGGCCAAGCUUGAGCUUAACACACCAGUCCAAAGUGAUGGCUACCUCCUUGGCCUUCAGACAAAGAUGCCACACGUGGGCCGCCCAAACCUUUGCGGUCAGUUUGCCCAGUGGUCCAGCUUGGAAGACUUUCGCACAGUCCAUGGCAAAGAACCUCAUGUUUUGCGACAGCUGCAGAACAAGGUGAAAGUUUGCCCAGCCUGCCAGAAAAGCUGUGCACACACCAUGCCGCAGUGCAACAACUGUUCGUUCCACUUGGCUGACACCAAUGUCACCGGAACAGACAAUGUCUUGAUGGCAUUCAUUUUCGGGAUCCAGAAGGGUCGCUUCCCUUUCACCAUUUCGAUAAGGGCCUGCAACGAGGAGGUCUUAGUCUUUGAUGAUCCUUUGUGCGUCUCAGUAUGUCAUUUGAACGUCGUCCCGACAGGAGUGUACAUCCCGGACCUCCGCUACCUCUUCAAAGACCCCUUGCGAGGCAGGCGAAUCGUGCAGAGGAUGCUAGAUGAAGUGGAUAAUGUUUGCCUUGAGCAGCACUGGUCUGAUGACUUGUUUCGAAAGACAUACUUCGCCAACAAAGGCAUCCCCGACUCUGCGACUUUGAAAUUCAUGGGCACAGCUGGCAUGAACUUCCCUCCAUCACAACAGCAGCUGCACCUCCAAUAUGUCCAUGGUCCCAUGCUGCCGUUUCAGUAUGCAGUCUUCAAGAAUGGGCUGCACUUACAGUAUCGGCGCUUCUUCCCUGUCCAGUUCCUCCUGGACACACUGGAUUUUGGUGAUGCGGUGCAGAUUGAUGUUGAGGAAGACACCGAGAUCGAUGAAAUUAUCCGUCAAGCAGCUGCUGUAGGUGUGGACUACGAUUCCUAUUGGAACAAUAUGUGCGCACAGGUCAACCGGAUUCAAAGCCAAUGCGCACCAUGGAAGGAAGAGGAUUUCCUUUACCGUGUUGUGGGCUCGAAGGCUUAUGAUAUCCAAACAGGACAAGAGAUGGUGGGCACGAAUAUCAAGGCGGUUCAAGCAGCUGAUGUGCAGAACAUCCAAAGCUAUGGAUGGUCCUCUGAUGAUGGGAGCCCCUCGAUGGGCUUCUACCCUUUUGCCAAAAGGGCUGCAGAGAUCGAAUCCUGGCAGUGA